UUAAAAUAUCUCUUGGGUCAGUAACAGUGUCAUACUCACAAAAUUUGCUGUUGAUUUAUGUUUUAUAAUUAAUUUUUGUUAUCUGAAGAAUUGCAGCUUAAUUUCAUGUUCCAUUAUGUUUUGAAUAUAUUCAACUAUUCUGCGUUCGAAAUAAUCUGAAGUACGAAAUACAGAGGUGAACAUACUCGAUUUUAUACGUCCUACUGGUAUAAAUUCUGUUCCCCGUGUGCACAUUUAUGCUAGAUAAGAAAAAUAAGGAGUAUUCCCCUGACUACAAUUUACGAUAAUUUAGUUAAUACUGUAAUAGAACAUAAUACAAAGAUAUCGUUGCUUCUUCGCAAGAAAUCUAUUUUUUAUUUAAUAUUUUAUUUUUGGAUCUUAUAUUCGUCUUAUGCUUCUUCACAAUCUCAAUUAUAGCGCUUAUCUUUAAUGUUCUAAACGUGUAAAAGUUGAUAAUACAAUAAUAUGAUAAUAAAAGAAAUUAAGCGAGCGGUGACAAAGCAAGGGGAAAGAAACUUCUAUAGGCUAUAGGUUCUCAGUGACUCUUUGACUGUUACCCGAGAUGGUGUUUCCCGAGGCGAAGUACUAUAGAUAUAAUCAUAUGCUGUUGUCAUCGAUUGGACUCUGGCCCUACGAUAAUUCUACCAUCGGACAAAUUCAAGUCGUAGUAUCAUUACUAAUUUUUGGAUUGUAUGUAACAAUUCAGUUUAUAAGAUUACUCAUUCCGGAAUUCAACCUUGAUUUUUUUCUGGAAGUAGUAGCUCUUACUUUCUUCAUUUUAGUGUGGAUUGUCAAAUAUAUUAAUUUAUUCGUUGUUAUCGGAAGUAUAAAACAAAUACGGAAAUGUGUCAAAAAUAAUUGGAAUAUUCUAUCCGAUAAUCGAGAAAUCGACAUAAUGCAUAAAUAUGCCGAUAUUGGAAGACAAUCUACAAUAGCUAUAAUGCUUGUGGUCUAUGUUGGAUAUGUUGGUUUCAUUCUGAUACAAUUUAGUCCGGAUCUUCUUGAUACAGUAAUGCCUUUAAAUGAAUCUCGCUCGCGUAUACUUCUGUAUCAGGCAAAAUACUCGAUCGUUCAGGAAAAGUAUCUUUAUAUUAUAAUGAUACAUGAAAGCAUUGGCUUAUUCCUUUGUGGAACUACUGGAAUAGCGGCUGAAACAUUUUUAUUAGUAAACGCAUUACAUGCUUUCGGAAUGUUCAAAGUUACUCGUUACCGUAUGGAACGUAUGUUAAACGAAGAUGUUUCACAAAUAUCUAUAGCUAAAAGUUAUAUUAUAUUCCAUGAUAAAAUAAUGGCUGCAGUGGACACCCAUACAAGAGCGAUUGAAUUUUCGGAAUUAUUAAAGAAUAGCUUUGGAAUAUCGUAUCUCUUUAUGAUUCUGACAGCUUUAAUUUCGGCCACUGCUAGUCUUUUUCGUCUAUUUCGAAUAAUAACGAUGCAAGGACAGGAAAAGAUUGAAAUUUUAAAAUUAAUUAAUUAUGUGUGUCCUAUUCUUGUGCUUUUAGUUGUAGGCAAUUUUGUUGGGCAAGAAUUUACAAAUAAUGAUGACCUUGUCCAUCGAGCAAUAUGUAAUACAAAAUGGUACAAUGCUCCAUUAAAGAUACAAAAAUUUAUACUUUUUUUACUGAGAAAAACUACAAAAAGUUACAAAGUUGAUGCUGGUGGUCUGUUUAGUCCUAGUUUGGAAGGUUUAACCACGACCAUGAGUUUAGUGCUUUCUGUCAUGACGCUCUUGUGUUCCAUAUAAAGAGAAAUAAAAAGUUCAGUUACAAAAGAUACAUCCAGCGAUUUAACAAUUUUAUAGAGAUACAUGGUAAUGUAUAGAGAUCUUACAAAGUCAUAUUAAUUUAACAAAAUUAUUGAUAAUGAGUAAAGUGACUA
This is a messenger RNA of Vollenhovia emeryi, 1878 nucleotides long. Its product is annotated as odorant receptor 63a-like. The coding region runs from base 563 to 1744 and encodes 393 amino acids. Gene Ontology annotation, biological process: sensory perception of smell; detection of chemical stimulus involved in sensory perception of smell. Gene Ontology annotation, molecular function: odorant binding; olfactory receptor activity. NCBI's taxonomy places the organism in Eukaryota, Metazoa, Arthropoda, Insecta, Hymenoptera, Formicidae. The record is from RefSeq and is a predicted model, not a curated record. The transcript has 9 exons. Gene Ontology annotation, cellular component: plasma membrane.